AUGACAAAUAUCUUAUCCACGAACAAGAAGUUUGCCCUAGCAGCUGAUUACUGUGCAAAUAAUGUGUCAUCAUUUAGUAAUGAGGAACUUUUGGAGUUAUAUGGGUGCUAUAAGCAAGCAACUGUAGGUGAUGCACCAGAGAAAUCUGGCUCAUUAUUUUCAGUAUUCAGCAUGAAAGAUCAGGCAAAAUCUAAAUCCUGGGCUUCGAGAAAAGGAAUGAGUUCAGAAGACGCAGCUAAUAAGUAUAUAGAACUUAUAAACAAGAAAGAUCCCAAAUGGGAAGAAAAUAUUGGUAAGAAUUCUUGUAUUUCACUUUUCAGUUCAACUUCUCAACCUUUGAUGGAAUCCAACUCGGAUGAAAAGCUAGAAGUGGAAUUGAAAAAUGUAUUGGAUCAGGCUUUGCUUGAUCCAAACUUUUCUGAAAAGAAUUGCUCACUUUCUGUUUUUGAUGCAUUUUGUUCGCAGGUAAAUAAGAAUGAAACGGAGUUUCUGAAGAAAGUUCUUGAAAGAUAUCCAUUUCUCUCUAAUUCCCGAAACUCACAAGGAUUUUAUGCUCUCCACUUAGCAUGUGACAAGGGGUAUGCUGAAAUUGCUUUGCUUCUUCUAGAAUAUGGAGCAAAUUUGAAUGCUAAGGAUGGCUUUGGCGACUCACCUCUCCAUGUUGCUGUGAUUUCUGAGCAGGAGAGCUGUAUAAGAAUUCUUAUUGAGCAUGGAGCUGAUUUAACAUUAACAAAUGAUGACGGUCUGACUCCCAUUCAAGUCUCAGAAAACGCUCAAAUCAAAAAGAUCCUUGAAGGUAAUUAA
Molecule: messenger RNA, 804 nt
Organism: Cryptosporidium ubiquitum
Lineage: Eukaryota; Apicomplexa; Conoidasida; Eucoccidiorida; Cryptosporidiidae
Exons: 1
Coding region: 1-804 (267 amino acids)
Molecular function (GO): fatty-acyl-CoA binding; protein binding
Source: RefSeq, a predicted model, not a curated record